Messenger RNA from Phodopus roborovskii (desert hamster), 3055 nucleotides. RefSeq names its product zinc finger RANBP2-type containing 3 (gene Zranb3). Gene Ontology annotation, cellular component: nuclear replication fork. The record is from RefSeq and is a predicted model, not a curated record. Lineage: Eukaryota; Metazoa; Chordata; Mammalia; Rodentia; Cricetidae. The transcript has 19 exons. Gene Ontology annotation, biological process: DNA repair; replication fork processing. Gene Ontology annotation, molecular function: nucleic acid binding; endonuclease activity; ATP binding.
CAUGCCUACAGCUGGUAACAGAAAGAAGGCUCCUGCACCUCAGAUGUCUUGUUUAACGAGUGAAUCACAUACACAGCUGGAUUUUUUACCUGACAAGCUCAGGGAAAAGCUGCUUCCUUUCCAAAAAGAUGGCAUCAGUUUUGCCCUCAGAAGAGAUGGCAGGUGUAUGGUGGCUGACGAAAUGGGGCUAGGGAAGACAAUCCAGGCAAUUGCAGUUGCGUACUUCUACAAAGAGGAAUGGCCUCUCCUGAUAGUUGUCCCUUCAUCGCUGAGGUACCCUUGGACGGAAGAGCUAGAAAAGUGGAUCCCAGAGCUAGAGCCAGAAGAAAUAAAUAUUAUCAUGAGCAAAACUGACAUCGGGAGAAUAUCAACCAGCAGAGUGACAGUUCUAGGCUAUGGUCUCAUAACCACCGAUGCAGAGACUUUGAUCAAUGCGCUGAGCAGCCAGAACUUCCAAGUCGUGAUAGUAGACGAAUCGCACUACAUGAAGUCCAGAACUGCCGCCCGCAGCAAGCUUCUCCUGCCCCUGGUACAGAGAGCCAGGCGAGCCAUUCUUCUUACAGGAACCCCCGCUCUGGGAAGGCCUGAGGAGCUUUUCAUGCAGAUUGAAGCUCUCUUCCCACAAAAAUUUGGGACUUGGAUCGAGUACGCUAAAAGAUACUGCAAUGCACACAUCAGAUACUUUGGUAAAAGGCGUCAGUGGGAUUAUAGAGGGGCAUCAAACCUUGGUGAACUUCAUCAGCUACUAAGCAAUAUAAUGAUCAGAAGAUUAAAGAGUGAAGUUUUAAGCCAGCUGCCGCCUAAAGUCAGACAGCGUAUUCCAUUUGACCUUCCACCAGCAGCUGUCAAGGAACUAAAUGCCAGCUUUGAAGAAUGGCAAAAAUUAAUGAGAGCUCCAAAUUCAGGUGCCACAGAGACGGUUAUGGGAUUGAUAACGAGCAUGUUCAAACAGACUGCGAUUGCCAAGGCAGGUGCAGUGAAGGACUAUAUCAAGAUGCUGCUUCAGAAUGAGUCUCUUAAAUUUCUGGUCUUUGCUCACCAUUUAAAUAUGCUCCAAGCGUGCACAGAAGCAGCCAUCGAAAACAAGGCUCGUUACAUCAGAAUAGAUGGAAGUGUUCCAUCUUCAGAAAGGAUUCACCUGGUUAAUCAAUUUCAGAAGGACCCCAAUACUCGUGUGGCUAUCCUGAGCAUUCAGGCUGCUGGCCAGGGUUUAACAUUUACUGCUGCAAGCCACGUUGUCUUUGCUGAGUUGUAUUGGGACCCUGGACAUAUCAAACAAGCUGAAGACCGUGCUCACCGAAUUGGACAGUGCAGCUCUGUGAAUAUUCACUACCUUAUUGCAAACGGUACUCUCGACAGCCUAAUGUGGGCAAUGCUGAAUCGAAAGGCUCAGGUCACUGGCAGCACCCUGAAUGGCAGGAAGGAGAGACUCCAGGCCACAGAAGAUGACAAGGAAAAGUGGGGUUUUCUGCAGUUCGCGGAGGCGUGGACCCCAAGUGACAGUUGUGAAGAGCUCAGCAAGGAUGCUGUGUUCACUCAUUUUGAAAAAGAAAGACAACAUGAUAUUCGAUCAUUCUUCUCACCAAAACCGAAAAAGAGACAGUUGGAAGCAUCCUGUGAUGAGUCAGAGGCAUUCAAAGAGACGACAGUGGUGGCCUCUGACCCUAGAGCAGUGGCUGCAAGUGAUAACAAAAAUGGUUUUGGAUCUGAGCCUAAAAGAUGGAAGUCACUGGGCACCAAGGACCACAGCAGUGCCCUGGAGGGGAGACCAUCCUUGCAAGCCAGAUCCAUGGACGAUGUCCAUGAGGUCGCAUCCCCACUGAUCUCCCCAGCCCCUCCCAAGAAGGGGUGGCAGUGUGCCUUCUGCACAUUCAUCAACAACUCAGUCCUUCCCUACUGCGAGAUGUGUGAGAACCCUCAGGGCAGAACUGAGCAGUUGAACAAUUCAGGCACCCUUCCUGUGUGGGAGACCUUCAUGUUUUGUGCAAGUAGGAACACAGACCGGAUCCACCUCUACACCAAGGAUGGAAAGCCGAUGAGCUGUAAUUUCAUUCCUUUGGAUAUAAAACUAGACCUUUGGGAGGACUUACCAGCAAGCUUUCAACUAAAACAGAAUCGCUCACUGAUUUUGAGGUUUGUCCGAGAGUGGACUAGUCUGACUGCCAUGAAGCAGAAGGUGAUCAGGAAAAGUGGGCGGCUGUUCCACAGCCCACUCCUGGCCUUGGAAGAGAUCACAAAACAACAGGCCAGAGAGAACAGUGCUAAGAGAUAUAUCACUAAAGAAGAUGUUGCCACGGCCUCCAUGAAUAAGGUGAAAGCUGAUGGCGGCCACAUCCGUCUGAUCGCCAGGGAAUCCAGGACACAGGACCCUUCUAAAGAAAAGCUUGACAGAGCCUGUGUCCCGUCUCUGAAGCCCUGUCCGGCUGACCCCACCGUUGAGCCAACCUCAUCCAAAGGCUACAUUCAGGCCGUGGAUAAGGAAGGGAGGCCACUCUGUCUCCGCUGCCAGCAACCCACCUGCCAGCCUGAGCAAGGGCUCAGCGCCUGGGACUCACGGUUCUGCUCCCAGAAAUGCCAGGAGGAAUUCUGGAUCCGAUCCAGUAACAGUUACCUGAGGGCCCAGGUGUUUGCGACAGAACAUGGUGUGUGUCAGCUAUGCAGGGUGAAUGCACACGAACUCUUUCUUCGGGUAAGAGAUGCUCCUAAAAGUCAGAGGAAGAAUCUUCUAGAUGCUGCCUGGACUGCAAAGCUCCCAUUGGAGCAGCUAAAUGAGAUGCUGAGGGACCCAGCAGAAGGCCACUUCUGGCAGGUGGACCACGUCAAGCCAGUGUAUGAGGGAGGAGGACAGUGCUCCCUGGACAACCUGCAGACUCUCUGCACGGUGUGCCACAAGGAGAGAACUGCACAGCAAGCCAAGGAAAGGGUUCAGGCGAGACGACGCUCCCUGGCACUGAAGCACGGAUCAGACAUCACUCGGUUCCUGGUAAAGAAGUAGACAGAGCAGAUGGCCGGCAGGGAGAGGGAUUCCACACUGGAGCAGAUGGCCUGCAGGUAG